AUGAAUCAACAAUGUCAGUUGUGGAUGGGUUCGUUGGAGUCGUACAUGACGGAAAGUUUUCUCAUGAAUGCAUUUGUUAAAAUGGGUGAAUCUCCAACUGCUAUAAAGAUUAUGAGAAAUAGGUUAACCGGAGAGCAAGCUGGAUAUUGUUUUGUACAUUUCACAUCAGACGAAAUUGCAAGAACCGUUAUGCACAAAUUAAAUGGAAAAGUUAUACCAAAUUCAUCUCCUCCUGUAAGGUUCAAAUUGAAUCAUGCUGGUCCUAACAAUCGUCCUGUUGUUGGACAAGAUAAAGAAUAUUCCUUAUGGGUUGGCGAUUUGAGUCCUGAUAUCGAUGAUUACACAUUGUACAAAUGCUUUGCUUCAAGAUAUCAAUCUAUUAGAACUGCCAAAGUUGUACUAGAUUCUGCUGGAUUCAGUAAAGGUUAUGCAUUUAUUAGAUUCGCUUCAGAAGAAGAACAAAAAAAUUGCUGCAUACAAAUGAAUGGUUUCAAGGGUUUGGGAUCGAGACCUAUCAAAGUUAGCGGUGCAGUUCCGAAAACUCCAUGGAAAAAUAAAGAGACCACGACUACUACCACAACCACUACCACCACAACAGUGACAACGGAUACCACUGCGACAACUUAUGAUUAUACUGCUGCACAAUCAUAUUACGAUCCGACUGCUUGGCAAACUUAUUCUUGGCCUCAAAGUUAUUACGAUACUCAGGAUCACACUGCUUUAGCUCAUACUGAUUUUAUGGGAGAAUCCCUGAAUGAUCUUGAACUAAUAGAUCAUUACACGCCCAUAGACGUGGACGAAUUGAAUCAGGAAACUAUAAACAAAGAUUAUGAUUUAUGGGAUGCCAUUGAAGGUUCAAAAUGGACUCCAGUUGAUGUGAUACUCUGA
Pediculus humanus corporis (human body louse) is the source of this 888-nucleotide messenger RNA. RefSeq names its product Nucleolysin TIAR, putative. The record is from RefSeq and is a predicted model, not a curated record. The transcript has 5 exons. The coding region runs from base 1 to 888 and encodes 295 amino acids. Lineage: Eukaryota; Metazoa; Arthropoda; Insecta; Psocodea; Pediculidae. Gene Ontology annotation, molecular function: RNA binding.